Vespula vulgaris is the source of this 2243-nucleotide messenger RNA. RefSeq names its product elongator complex protein 4 (gene Elp4). The transcript is spliced from 6 exons. Gene Ontology annotation, cellular component: transcription elongation factor complex; cytoplasm; elongator holoenzyme complex. Bases 1041 to 2141 code for a protein of 366 amino acids. The record is from RefSeq and is a predicted model, not a curated record. Gene Ontology annotation, biological process: tRNA wobble uridine modification. NCBI's taxonomy places the organism in Eukaryota, Metazoa, Arthropoda, Insecta, Hymenoptera, Vespidae.
AGAAGAGAGGGGACUCGUACGUACGGACGGACGCACGCACGGCCGACCGACCGGUAGAGAGACAGAGAGAGAGAGAGUGAGGGAGGUUGAGAGAGAGAGAGAGAGUAAGCGAGCGAGUGGAGCGGGAGGAAAGGACGGGCUGUGGCGCGCUUCGAACGUCGGCACAACAGGUAGUCGAAAGAGCGUGCCGCUGCCGCUCCGCUACUACCCACUCGUGCCACCGACAGAUGACAGGAGCGCGAGAUGGAGCGCACCGGAGGGAGGGGAGGGGACGGGACUGUCAAGGGGAAAGACCCAACCAACGGGGUUUCGCUUGCCUUCGCACAACCGGCCGAGCUGCAGCAGCUUCGACCUACGACGGACGUCGACGACGUUGCGCUUCUCUUUCUCUAUCUCGCUUCUUCUUUUUUUCUCCUCUCUAUUUAUGCGACAUCUCUUUCCAAUAUUUAUAUUCCUCCUCGGACUUACGCUCUACGCGAGUAUCUUAGCAACGACGCGACGAGAGCGUCGAUCCUUCGACUAUGCUUGCUCUAUCUCUUUCUCUCUUUCGUAUUUCACCUUCCAUAUUCUAUUUUCUCCUUUCAAUAACUAUUCCUUUAUUUCACUGAAUUCUUUCGAUUAUUUACAAUGUUGCUUUCAAACGGACGAAAUCCUUUUCGACUUUGACCUCGGGAUAUUUAUAAUAUCACGUGUCAUUGAGCGUCGGCAUCGAACGCGCCGCGCAUAAGAUCCUUUAGCAAACAAUUACAUAACCUCACUUUUAAGUACCUCUAGCGCGUCAACUCACCCAGCAACGACACUAUGACGGCGGCAACCUCAAACUGACACGCUUCCUCUGUCAGAAGUUCGAGGACGUUCACGCGACCGCCUUCGAAGGACCGAACAGACACGUAGCCCGAACGACACUUUGGAUUCGGCUCCUCGUGAGCGCGCGAUGCCAUUAACAGAACUGCGCGUGGAAACUUGUAAUAAAUUGUGAAAAGAUACCUGCGAUUCUUGAUACACUUGUGAUGUAAACGAUCAAACAAAAGACAAUAAUAAUGGCACUUGACAGUCCUAAAAGUAAAUCUAGGAUCCCUUAUAUACCGGGUACGAAACCUUCUAUCAAAAAUGCACAACUUCUUGUAUCUACUGGAAUACCUUCUUUGGAUCACAUUUUAGGUGGCGGUUUACCUAUUGGAUCAAUACUCUUAAUUGAGGAAGAUACUUAUGGAACUUAUGCUAGGGUGAUGCAAAAGUAUUUUAUAGCGGAAGGAAUAGUUUCCAAUCAUCCUUUAUUAAUAGCUUCUCUAGAUACAGAACUUACUACUUUGCUUUCGGAAAUACCAGCUCCUAUAACGGACUCUUCAUCCGAACCUGAUGUACAAUCUAUGGAUGAAAGAAUGAAGAUUGCAUGGAGAUAUCAGAAUUUAAGAACAAUAGAUUCGUCACCAAUGGGAGGACGUGUUUUUGGACAUUUCUAUGAUCUUACAAAAUCAAUGGAUAAGAAAGUUAUUGAUAAUGCAAACAUAACGCAAUGGCAGGAGCCGAUGAAGAAUAUAAAAGAUCAUGCUUUUGAAAAUCCUGCUUAUGAAGAUUUAUUGAAAACUGUUUCAAAAACUUUAAAGAGUGGAAAAUAUUUCACUUUCGACGAACCAGAUAAAAGAAAUGUAUUGAGAAUUUCUAUUGGUUCUUUGGGUUCUCGAAUGUGGUUUUGUGAUUCCGAAGAGAGUACACAUGCGGACAUAUUUAAAUUUCUAUAUUGCUUUAGAGCUCUAUUAAGAAAUUCUUAUGCCGUUGCGACGAUAAGCAUUCCGAUUUUGAAUUUUGAUAAUAAUGACAAUUUCGUGGAACGACUUGAACACUUAUCGGACAUUGCUGUCAAAUUAGAAUCUUUUGCUGGUUCUGCAAAAGAAACAAAUCCUCUUUUCAAAGAUUAUCAUGGUCUAUUACAUAUACAAAAAUUACCGGCCUUAAAUAUAUUAGCUCCUCAUACUCCUGAAUCAAGAGAUCUUGCCUUUAAAUUACGACGUAAAAAAUUUAUAAUAGAGAUUCUUCAUCUACCACCCGAAUUAGGUGAUACUACUCAACGUGAACAAGACGAAACACCAACUACCAGCAGUUGUUCAGCCGGUGGAAAGAAAAAUCUUUUAGAUUUUUAACACUCUCUUAUUGUACAUUUCCAAAUGUAAUUUAUUUUUUACGUUUAUGAUGACCCAGUAAAAAUAUGAACUGUAAAUAAAAGAUUAUUUUUUAUAAUCGAA